Lotus japonicus is the source of this 2028-nucleotide messenger RNA. Its product is annotated as mannan endo-1,4-beta-mannosidase 2-like. Lineage: Eukaryota; Viridiplantae; Streptophyta; Magnoliopsida; Fabales; Fabaceae. Bases 612 to 1898 code for a protein of 428 amino acids. The record is from RefSeq and is a predicted model, not a curated record. Gene Ontology annotation, molecular function: hydrolase activity, hydrolyzing O-glycosyl compounds. The transcript has 5 exons.
CGGCAUUGUUGUUUGUCCCUCUUAAAUGCUGUGAGACUGAGACAGUGGAGCUGAAUCCCCACCCAGCAUUGCUUCCUUCUCCUUCACAAACAUUGAUUUCACCGCACAUUCAUCAUUCAUGCAUUCAACUCUUCAUCAUUCAUUCAAUCUUCUCUGCAACUUGGACUAGUUUCAAGAUAAACAUGAUAUGAGUCAUUUUCUGUCUUCUUUGGGGUUGAACUGCAAAAGCAAAAACACCACAACAACCAUUCCCAUUUUCAUGCAGAGUCAUUAUUCCCAACUCACCCUAUAAAUCCCUUUAAUUACAAACCCUAAUUAUACCAAUUUACUCCAAACCACAACUAAAUUUUCCCCAUGCAUUCAUUCUUUUUGAGACCCUGAUUUUCUUUUUCCUUUUUUCUUCUUGGUGAAUUAGUAAAGUUAACACCUUUGAACCCCAUUCAUACUCUUCUCAUUACAAAAAGAGAGAUCUUAGCAUUUUAAUCAAUUGGGGUUUCAUUGUUUCAAGAACAAUCAAAAUCAAUUCUGGGUCUAAAGGUAGUGGCUUUUGAGCAAAAGGCCAAAAGGGUACCUGGGAACCACCCCAAUUUGUUGAAUUUCGCUCUCAAACAAUGGGGGUAAGAAAUGGGAUGUUGUAUCAUAUUCUGGGGUUGUUAUCGGUUUUGGCUUUCGUUUACAUGUCAUUUGGAGGGUUGAGGUUCAGGUUUGAGGAAGGGUCAGAAGUGGCUUUUGUGCAGAGAAACGGGACGCAGUUUGUGGUGGAUGGGAAGGCUUUCUACGUAAACGGGUGGAAUUCUUAUUGGUUGAUGUUCCAGUCGGUGGAUGUUGAUUCCAGACACAGGGUUCGUGAAAUGCUGAAAACUGGUGCUAAGAUGGGUCUCACUGUUUGUCGAACUUGGGGGUUCAAUGAUGGUGGUUAUCAUGCCCUUCAAACUUCCCCUGGUCGCUUUGAUGAACAAGCUUUCAAGCAGGCCUUGGAUUAUGUCAUAGCAGAAGCAGGGCAACAAGGAAUUAGGCUACUCCUUAGCUUAGUAAAUAACUUGGAAGGAUUAGGUGGGAAGCCUCAGUAUGUCAAAUGGGCAUGGCAAGAUGGGGUAGGGUUAAGCUCGUCUGAUGAUUCUUUCUUCUUUGAUCCAUCAAUCCGUAGUUAUUUCAAGAAUUACAUCAAGACUAUCUUGACAAGGAAAAAUACUAUCACUGGAAUUGAAUAUAGAAACGACCCCACCGUUUUUGGUUGGGAAUUGAUUAAUGAACCUCGGUGCAUGUCUGAUCCUUCUGGUGACACUCUACAAGAGUGGAUAGAAGAAAUGUCAGCUUUUGUCAAAUUGAUUGACAAGAACCAUCUGGUGACUGUUGGGCUUGAAGGUUUCUAUGGUCCUCAUGACCCGAAAAGUUCGACUGUCAACCCUGGAUAUUGGGCAUCCCAAGUUGGGUCUGAUUUUAUUCGGAAUUCCAAAAUCUCAAAUAUUGAUUUCACCUCUGUUCAUAUCUAUGGUGACCAAUGGUCUUACAAGCAAGAAUUUGAAGAUCAACUGAAAUUUGUCUCCAAGUGGAUGCUUUCCCACAUUGAAGAUGGUGAUGAAGUAUUGCAUAAACCUGUCUUGUUCUCUGAAUAUGGAUUGUCACAAAGAAUCCAGAACUUUUCCGCGUCUGACCGAGAGAAGAUACACAAAACUAUUCUAGACAUAAUUUACAAAUCUGCCAAAAGAAACAAAUCUGGAGCAGGUACUCUGAUUUGGCAAUUCUUGGUUGAUGGAAUCAAUGAGUUUUCUGAUGAAUAUGGGAUUGUGCCAGGGGGAAAUUCAUCAACUUAUUCACUGUUAGUUGAACAGUCAUGCAGAUUGGCCAAAGUUAAGGGAUGGCCACAACAGGAUGUAAAAUUCAAACAAGUUUGUUAACAAGGCAAUAGAAAACAAAUAUUAUAAUAUAAUAGAAAUUUAGAUAAAAGAUGAUUCCUUGGUUUAUGGAGUUACACCAUGGGUUUUUGUACAAUGUUGCAGUGAAAUAAUUACUUUAAAGUUGAGUACA